AUGCAUAAAACAUCUUUGCAUGCUGGUUUACAGAUAAUGCUCUCAAGAGUUAGAGAAAAAUAUUGGAUCUGUGGAGCAAGACGACUCAUGAAGAAAAUAAUAUCACAAUGCACUAUCUGUCUAAGAUUUAAAGCCAAACAUUUGGAGACUCCUCCCGCAUCCUUACCAAAAGAUAGAAUUAUCAAUUCAGCAGCAUUCCAAAUUACGGGCAUCGAUUAUGCUGGACCAUUAUAUCUCAAGAAUGUUCAGAAUUUAUCGACGCAUGCUUUUUUGAAUGCACUUCGUAGAUUUAUAGCACGCAGAGGAAGAGUCUAUACCAUUUACACAGAUAAUGGCACGAAUUUUCAUGAAACUAAUAAUAAACUCAGAGAAUUGAAUUGGGAAGAAAUUCAAGAUUCUUCAUCCAUUCAUAGGAUCAAUUGGAAGUUCAUACCUCCUUCAUCUGCUUGGUGGGGAGGAUUUUGGGAGCGGAUGUCUGAUGAGAGUAGUGGCUGUCUUCCUAUCGAUGUCAAGAUUAGUUAUUUGAUCGUGGGCUUUGAUUUUUAA
Messenger RNA from Parasteatoda tepidariorum (common house spider), 546 nucleotides. RefSeq lists its product as uncharacterized. NCBI's taxonomy places the organism in Eukaryota, Metazoa, Arthropoda, Arachnida, Araneae, Theridiidae. The record is from RefSeq and is a predicted model, not a curated record.